AUGACCGAUACCAACAUUACCCACGAAACUCAGCAGACACUGAACAACACCCAAGGGCAAGCAGGAGCUCAAACAACCAACCCAGCCGCCGGAGCUGCUAGUGCAGCUGCUGCUGGCGCACAGGGUGUUCGUAGAAACCCAAUGAUGGAACGAUUCCUGGAUCAGACUCCAAACGAGGAAUCCGCCGCGAGUACGGCAGUUCUGAAUCUCCGCUCAGCGCAGGGGGCACCAUAA
Molecule: messenger RNA, 234 nt
Organism: Morchella importuna
Lineage: Eukaryota; Fungi; Ascomycota; Pezizomycetes; Pezizales; Morchellaceae
Exons: 3
Coding region: 1-234 (77 amino acids)
Source: RefSeq, a predicted model, not a curated record